Molecule: messenger RNA, 4800 nt
Organism: Melampsora larici-populina 98AG31
Lineage: Eukaryota; Fungi; Basidiomycota; Pucciniomycetes; Pucciniales; Melampsoraceae
Exons: 5
Coding region: 1-4746 (1581 amino acids)
Biological process (GO): aromatic amino acid biosynthetic process; chorismate biosynthetic process
Cellular component (GO): cytoplasm
Molecular function (GO): 3-phosphoshikimate 1-carboxyvinyltransferase activity; shikimate kinase activity; shikimate 3-dehydrogenase (NADP+) activity
Source: RefSeq, a predicted model, not a curated record
AUGGCAAAUCAAGACGUUCAAUCAGUUCAUAUCCUUGGAUCUCCUUCUAUUAAACUCGGCUUUCGUCUACAGUCUUAUAUCGCUCAUACCGUCCUCAAUGACUUACCAGCCUCAACUUAUGUGAUCAUCACAGAUUCUCACUUGGCUAAACUUCAUCUAGCGCCACUUCAAGAUGCCUUUGAAAAGGAAAAACCGACUGCAAAGUUACUUACUUAUAUCAUUCCACCAGGUGAACAAAGUAAAAGUAGAGAAACUAAAGCAGAAAUUGAAGAUUGGUUACUUGAACAACGAUGUACGAGGGAUACCGUUUUAUUGGCUUUAGGAGGAGGAGUGGUGGGAGACUUGAUCGGGUUUGUGGCUGCUACAUUUAUGAGAGGUUUAAGAUUUUGUCAAAUUCCUACUACACUUUUAGCCAUGGUAGAUUCUUCAGUUGGUGGAAAGACUGCAAUCGAUACACCUCUUGGAAAAAACUUGAUCGGUGCAUUUUGGCAGCCUUCGUUUGUGUUUAUCGAUCCAGCUUACCUUGAAACUUUACCUGAAAGAGAAUUUGUCAAUGGAAUGGCCGAAGUUAUCAAGACUGCGGCAAUAUGGGACGAGACAGAAUUUGAGAAACUCGAGGCUGGUGUCGCUGCUAUUCGAUCAGCCGUCUUAUCACCUCCAACCGCUAGGGAGACCAGCAGCAUCACAGCUUCGCAGGAACUUCUACUCUCUGUCAUUCGAGCAUCCGUAGCAGUCAAGGCAGAAGUGGUGACUAAAGACGAAAAAGAAACCGGUCUCCGAAACCUUGUAAACUUUGGUCAUACCAUCGGACAUGCCAUCGAGGCUGUCCUCACGCCUGAUUUGUUACAUGGUGAAUGUGUUAGUGUCGGUAUGGUUCUUGAAGCUGAAAUUUCACGCGCUCUCGGCUUCCUACGUAAUGAUGCUGUGGGCAGACUGAGCAAAUGUCUCACUGCUUAUGGCCUUCCAGUCUCAUUGGCCGAUCCUCGUAUGUCAGGUGCACCUAAUGCAUCUGGUCUCACACCUGACCGUCUACUCGAUCUGAUGAGCGUUGAUAAGAAAAACGCUGGCAAGCUCAAAAAAGUCGUCCUCCUUUCUCGAAUCGGACGUACUGUUGAAGAACGUGCAACAGGUGUUGAAGAUUCAUUGAUCAAGCGGAUCAUCGCUCCUUGCGUUCGAGUCUUUCCUGGACCACCCUCUUCUACACAACUCAAAAUUACCACGCCUGGUAGCAAAUCUAUUUCCAACCGAGCACUCGUUCUCGCCGCACUAUCCACUGGUACAUGUCGUCUUACCAAUUUACUUUCCUCAGAUGAUACACAAGUGAUGAUGACAGCCUUGGAAGAUAUGGGUGGGGCUUCAUUUUCUUGGGAAGAUGGUGGUGCAACCUUGGUUGUGCGUGGUGGAGGUGGUAAAUUACACCCACCUCCCAAAGGUAAACAGGUCUACUUGGGCAACGCAGGUACUGCUGCUCGCUUCCUUACCACAGUCUGCACUCUCAUCACCUGUGAUGACCAACCGGGGUCUACCUCUCGUUCUGAACGUACUGUUAUUACUGGAAAUGCACGCAUGAAGCAAAGACCAAUCGGACCACUCGUCGAUGCUCUGCGUCAAGGUGGAAAUGAGUUGACUUACCUUGGUACUGAAGGAUGUUUACCACUUGAGAUCCCUGGAGGUGGCCUUCAGGGUGGUUUAAUCGAAUUAGCCGCUUCUGUCUCUUCUCAAUACGUCUCCUCUAUCCUUCUCGCUGCUCCUUAUGCCCGCAACCCUGUGACCUUGACUCUCGUUGGUGGUACGGUGAUCUCUCAACCAUACAUCGAUAUGACCCUUGCGAUGAUGGCUGCCUUUGGAAUUUCUGUUAAACGCGAUGAAGCCAAUCAGCAUACCUAUCAUAUUCCGAUCGGCAAGUACACAUGCCCGUCUGGCGCAUACGCUAUCGAGAGCGAUGCUAGUAGCGCAACUUACCCGCUUGCGAUCGCUGCACUCAACGGUCUCACGAUCACGCUUGACAAUAUCGGAUCGGCGUCUCUACAGGGAGAUGCACAAUUUGCGACCAAGGUCCUUGGCCCGAUGGGAUGUACCGUUGAACAAACCGCCACGACGACUAAACUUGUAGGCCCAUCUGAUCCUGGAAGAUUGCGCCAACUUGGAACCAUUGAUAUGGAGACGAUGACCGACGCAUUCUUGACAGCUUGUGUGGUAUUAGGCGUCGCUGGAUCAGGAGCUGACGGAUCUCAAUCGACAAAAGUCGUAGGAAUCGCCAAUCAACGAGUGAAAGAAUGUGAUCGAAUUGCCGCAAUGGUUGCAGAAUUGGCCAAAUUAGGGAUUCGUGCAGAAGAACUUCCUGAUGGGAUUGAGGUGUAUGGCAAACCGGCUUGCGAGCUAUUGGAAGGUGCUCGAAUACAUUGUUAUGAUGAUCAUCGGGUUGCAAUGGCAUUCUCGGUGUUGGGAAGCGUUCCGGGUGGGAAAGGUCUAGUUUUAAAUGAAAAACGAUGUGUGGAGAAAACUUGGCCAAGUUGGUGGGAUGAUUUUUCAAGUAAGAUGGGAUUCAUGAUCGAAGGUGUAGGCGGACCUACUGCGGAGGAAAAGAAAUCGCAGGCAGCGAAAAUCGAUGGAAACAAUCAGCCCUCUAUCUUGUUAUGCGGGAUGAGAGGCUCAGGAAAGUCUUUUGCAGGUCGAGUCGCAGCCAGCGCAUCGGGCUGGCCCUUGAUUGACAGUGAUUUAUACUUUCAAGACCGUCAUUCGACCAUCAUCACUGAUUUCGUCCACAAACACGGAUGGGAAGCUUUUCGUCGCGAAGAGGUGGCUAGUCUUGGUGAAAUCCUAAAAAAGUUCCCAACAAGACAUGUGAUUUCAUUGGGCGGGGGGAUAGUGGAGACGAAGGAAGCCCGAGAGCUGUUAAAGAAUUACAAGGGACCAGUGGUUCAAAUCAAUCGGGAUUUAGAAGAGGUGAAGGCUUAUCUUCACGAGGAUAGUACUCGUCCCUCGCUCGGAGAACCGAUUGACGUCAUUUGGAAGCGUCGUGAACCAUGGUUACUUGAGUGUUCAAAUGUGGAGUUCUUCAAUCUCGGAAUGACCGCUGACUCACCACAAACUUUGGCCAAUGAGCGAAGAGUGAUGCGUCAAUUCUUCGACUUCAUCACAGGCGAUGAUAAAAACCAUGUCUCACUCGGCCUUGAAUCGCGUACAUACUUUGUCGCCCUCACCCUGCCAUCACUCACGGAGCCUAUGGCAAUACAUUUGCCGGCGUUAUCAAAUUUCAAUCAGCUUACUACCGGUUGUGAUGCAGUAGAGCUAAGGGUAGACUUACUUUCAUCGGCUGGUAAAACCCCUCAGGCGUCUACGGUGCCCUCCUUACAUUUUAUCAGGAGACAGGUUGCAGCUUUACGUCGACUGACCACUUUGCCGAUCAUCUUCACGGUUCGGACUGAUGGACAAGGAGGCAAGUUUCCUGGUCAAGGAUCAGAGAAGGAGUAUUUCGAAUUACUUGAGCUAGGUCUUAGGACUGGAUGUGAAUAUGUUGACGUGGAACUUGGACACUCUCCUGAAUUAAUACGACAGCUUGGAGCGAAAAAAGGACAUAGUCUAUUGAUUGGUUCUUAUCAUGACUUUGCAGGAAAAUUAAGUUGGAACUCAAAAGAGAUGGAAUCAAAGUAUCAAGCAAUUCGAAAGUAUGCCGAUAUCGUCAAACUUGUUACUGUUGCGAAAUCCAUGGAUGAUAAUCUUGCUCUACUCAACUUUCGUGCUACUCAUUCUUCAACUUCAUUCCCACCCCUGAUUACUAUCAAUAUGGGCCUAGAGGGACAGAUGUCAAGGAUAUUAUCACCAGUCCUUAGUCCAUUGACUCAUGAACUACUUCCAGAACCAGCUGCACCGGGUCAGCUCACAUAUAAUCAGAUUCAACAAGCUCUCGACUUACUAGGUCAGCAUCCAUCACGUCAGUUCUGGCUGUUUGGCAACCCUAUCGGUCACUCUCGAUCACCACUCAUGCACAAUACCUCAUUCGAAGCUCUCAGCUUACGCUCACAUGUUUACAGCCCGAUGGAGACUGAUACACUUGAUAAGGAGAGUGUUAAAGCGGUAUUAAGAGCGCCUGAUUUUGGUGGUGCCUCUGUUACAAUCCCACUUAAACUUGAAGUUCUUUCACUGAUGGAUGAGCUCACCGAUGAGGCGCGAGAAGUAGGAGCGGUGAAUACGAUCAUUAGAAGAGGAGAUAAGUUGAUUGGAGAUAAUACAGAUUGGUAUGCGAUUGCUACUUUGAUCAGAAGAUCAUUACCAGCAGACCCAACUGUAAGGGCUACAGCUUUAGUAGUGGGUGCGGGUGGGACAAGUCGAGCGGCGGUGUAUGCACUUCAUCGACUUGGAGUCAAUCGAAUCGGAUUAGUCAAUCGAACGAGAUCUCGUGCAGAAGAAUUAGUAGCUGCAAUGCCAACUUCAUGGUCAAUUGAAGUAUUAGAAGACAUUGAAGAAGCGAUGAAAUUAGAACCAGGAAUUGUGAUUUCAACUGUACCAUCUGAUACAACUAAAGUACCCAAAGAAUUAUUAAAAAGAAAAGGAGGUGGUGUGUUGGUAGAAUUAGCUUAUGAAAUUAAUUCGGGUUAUGAAAAUGUUUUGGGAGAUGGAUGGAAGUUUGUAAACGGAUUGGAAAUCUUAAUUGAACAAGGAUCAAAACAAUUUGAAAUUUGGACUGGUAAGAAAAUGCCAAUUGAUAAAGUUUGGAAAGUCAUUAAAGAAGAAGAAGGAAAUUAGAGGAAAUUGAUGUUUGUUUAGAGUAAAAGUAUUGAUUGAAUUUGUGUUUAUGAU